This is a messenger RNA of Pipistrellus nathusii (Nathusius's pipistrelle), 1431 nucleotides long. Lineage: Eukaryota; Metazoa; Chordata; Mammalia; Chiroptera; Vespertilionidae. The record is from the annotation of a GenBank genome assembly.
AUGGCCGUGCCCUUCGUGGAGGACUGGGACUUGGUGCAGACCCUGGGAGAAGGUGCCUAUGGAGAAGUUCAACUUGCUGUGAAUAGAAGAACUGAAGAAGCAGUCGCGGUGAAGAUAGUCGACAUGAAGCGUGCCAUAGACUGUCCAGACAACAUUAAGAAAGAGAUCUGCAUCAAUAAAAUGUUAAAUCAUGAGAAUGUAGUGAAAUUCUAUGGUCACAGGAGAGAAGGCAAUAUCCAAUAUCUAUUUCUGGAGUAUUGUAGUGGAGGAGAACUUUUUGAUAGAAUCGAGCCAGACAUAGGCAUGCCUGAGCAAGAUGCUCAGAGGUUCUUCCAUCAACUCAUGGCAGGGGUGACUUAUCUGCAUGGCAUUGGAAUCACUCACAGGGAUAUUAAGCCAGAAAAUCUCCUAUUGGAUGAAAGGGAUAACCUCAAAAUCUCUGACUUUGGCUUGGCGACAGUGUUUCGGCACAAUAACCGUGAACGUUUACUGAACAAGAUGUGUGGGACUUUGCCUUACGUGGCGCCAGAACUUCUGAAGAGGAAAGAAUUCCACGCAGAACCAGUGGAUGUUUGGUCCUGCGGAAUAGUGCUGACUGCAAUGUUGGCUGGGGAAUUGCCAUGGGACCAGCCCAGUGACAGUUGUCAGGAAUAUUCUGAUUGGAAAGAAAAAAAAACAUACCUCAACCCUUGGAAAAAAAUCGAUUCUGCUCCUCUAGCCCUGCUGCAUAAAAUCCUCGUUGAGAAUCCAUCAGUAAGGAUCACCAUCCCAGACAUCAAAAAAGAUAGGUGGUACAACAAACUACUCAAGAAAGGGGCAAAGAGGCCCCGAGUCACUUCAGGUGGUGUAUCGGAGUCUCCUGGUGGAUUCUCUAAACACAUUCAGUCCAAUUUGGAUAUCUCUCUAGUCAACAGUGCUUCUAGUGAAGAAAAUGUGAAAUACUCCAGUUCCCAGCCAGAACCACGGACAGGCCUUUCCUUAUGGGACACCAGCCCGCUGUACAUUGAUAAGCUGGUACAGGGGAUCAGUUUCUCCCAGCCCACGUGUCCGGAUCACAUGCUUCUGAAUAGUCAGUUACUUGGCACCCCGGGAUCCUCACAGAACCCCUGGCAGCGCUUGGUCAAAAGAAUGACACGAUUUUUUACCAAAUUGGAUGCAGACAAAUCUUACCAGUGCCUAAAAGAGACUUGUGAGAAAUUGGGCUAUCAAUGGAAGAAGAGUUGUAUGAAUCAGGUUACUGUAUCAACAACUGAUAGAAGAAACAAUAAACUGAUUUUCAAAGUGAAUUUGGUAGAAAUGGAUGAGAAGAUCUUGGUUGACUUCCGGCUUUCUAAGGGUGAUGGAUUGGAAUUCAAGAGACACUUCCUGAAGAUUAAAGGCAAGCUGAGUGAUGUUGUGAGCAGCCAGAAGGUUUGGCUUCCUGCCACAUGA